UUUUUUAAAUGCCCGUGCUUGCCUCCCUCUCGCUGGGACUCCGAGGGUUUAGGGUUUUCUCUCGCUUUGGCUUUUGGGCGAGGAGGGGAUGGCGGAUGAUGCCGCCUACUUGGCGCUCGUGGAGCGCUUCAAAGCUGUGCUCGGCGGCCCCGAUCUCGCGGGACACGCGAGCGCUGGCGGCGAUCUGGCGGUUGAAUCGGUUGGCGAGAAGCGGAAUCGGGUCGGCGAGGGCGAGGGGGAGGAGAGGAACAAGCCGAGCAAGAAAGGACGCGGGGCGAGCGAAUGGUUUCUGGUGUACACGCAGUCGAGCAUUAUGAGGAAGCAGAGAUACAUGUACAAUGUUGCAGACGCCCGGGUAGCGCAGUACGUCGAAAAAGGACUUUCGGAUAAUCUCUUCAUCAGCGACGUCUCGUCGUCGUCGAAUCUAUGGGCUCUCAUUUUGGACGCUUCAACCGGCUUCACGGCGCAAGAGUACUUGAUCUCUUCCGUGUUUCUCAACAAGGAAUGGAUCGUGGAACACUGGAACAAAAACUACUUCAUUACCGCGGUAGCGGGUGCUAGCAAUGGACAUUCACUACUCGUCAUGUCCAAAGGACCACCUUACACUCAGCAGUCGUAUAAGAUAUCCAGGAAGUUCCCGUUCACCUGGAUAAAGAAGAAGUGGCGUCAAGGCUUUUUCGUGACCAAUCUCACCGCCACUGGCAAGCGCUGGGCAGCGGUAAUGUCAAAGACAACGUUUUUUAAUGAUCAGUACGUAGAACUUGACUGCACUUACACCCGGGAUAGACUUAAUCGGCUCCGUGGCCGGGGCUUCCAAAUCACUGCUGUUGGCAAUACUCCGGAGCACGCAGCAGUGGUUCUUAGUUCCUUCUCUGGAGAAAAUGGACAUGGCCGUUUUCCAGCUGCUGAGCAACAAGCAUCGAUCUCGGGAUCAUUUCCCAGCAACCAAGUCAAGGAGAAUUGGACAAGGCGACUAUACAUCUCGCAAAUGAGCUAUGGACGCACAAACCAUUUCGAAGGAAAGGCUGUGAAGCUCGCGAUUGGCAGGCCGGUAACUAACAGCGGUGAAGUAACAAUGGCGCUGUAAGAAAAAAAUUGAUUUUGCCUUGUACAAAGUAAAAGCGCUUUUUGUUCUUA
Selaginella moellendorffii is the source of this 1137-nucleotide messenger RNA. Its product is annotated as casein kinase 1-like protein HD16. NCBI's taxonomy places the organism in Eukaryota, Viridiplantae, Streptophyta, Lycopodiopsida, Selaginellales, Selaginellaceae. The record is from RefSeq and is a predicted model, not a curated record. The transcript is spliced from 7 exons. The coding region runs from base 89 to 1087 and encodes 332 amino acids.